Molecule: messenger RNA, 1173 nt
Organism: Symsagittifera roscoffensis
Lineage: Eukaryota; Metazoa; Xenacoelomorpha; Acoela; Convolutidae
Product: mannose-P-dolichol utilization defect 1 protein homolog
Exons: 4
Coding region: 336-1043 (235 amino acids)
Source: RefSeq, a predicted model, not a curated record
CAUCGUGAAACAGAUCGAGCAAUAAGCUCUGUCGUUUGAUUGCUCAACUAGUUUUGCACAAAUAUCUCGUGGCCCAGAAAGCUCAUAUGAUUUCUAACUUUCUCGUUAUAUCUCAAAUUAUCAUCGUCUGAGUAGCUGGAUUUUGAUGACAUGGUUUUUUGGUCACACAUUUUUGAGUUGUAACGUGUUUUACUCGGCACAAAUACAAAAGAGAAAAGAACUGAGCGAAACAGUGGUAAAAUUGCACCUGAUUUAUCAACGAAGCCCAUUUUUUAGCAGUAGUUACUUUACAUCGCAUUAUCUUUCAUGACGCAAAUCUUCAAUUGCCGGUUUAAAUGGACCAGUUAGAGAGAUUGUCCCUCUAUCUCAUUUCACAGAAGUGUGCCGACAACUACUUCAUAAAGCACAAUUUCUUAGACGUCGAUUGUGGUAAAGAACUUGUGAGCAAGUGUCUCGGAUACCUAAUUGUAGUCGCAUCAUGUGUCGUCAAGUUUCCACAGAUCCUCAAGAUUCUCAGUGCCGGCAAUGCUCAAGGAGUCAGUUUCUUCAGCCAAUUCUUGGACAUAGUAGCUUGCACAGCUAACUUCUCCUAUUGCUUCAUUGCAGAAUAUCCCUUCAGUGCUUAUGGCGACGCAUUUUUCAACAUUCUCCAAACGCUAGCCAUUGCACAUCUAUGUAUACAUUAUGCCAAUAAAUCAAUGCUUGCUCUACUUUUCUCAGUCUUAUGUUUAUUAACAGUCGCAUUUUUGUGCUCGGGGGCUGUGCCUCUGAGCACGCUAAAAAUUGUGAACGGACUGAAUAUUUUCGUGGUCAUAACAGCUAGAGGAUGGCAAAUAGUAACGAAUCUCCGCAACCAGAGUACAGGUCAAUUGUCUUUGAUCACGAUGUUCCUCCUGUUCGCCGGAUGUGUUGCGAGAGUGUUCACGUCUAUUCAGGAGACGAAUGACCCUCAGCUGGUGUUCUCAUACAGUUUAGGAGCAGCAUUGAACGGACUCAUAUGUCUUCAGAUCGGCUGGUAUUCGAGAAGAGUGAAGACGGACUAAAAGUGAAAGAUAGAGAGGUCAAAUUGUAUAUUGGACAAAAAAUGGUAAUGUUUUGAUAGCAGAGGUAAAUGACUGGGAUCUCUUCAACUAUCCCCUUUCGUUACUAGGUACAAAGUUCACAUGUACUUAA